This is a messenger RNA of Eurytemora carolleeae, 2621 nucleotides long. RefSeq lists its product as uncharacterized. The coding region runs from base 1254 to 2621 and encodes 455 amino acids. The transcript has 13 exons. NCBI's taxonomy places the organism in Eukaryota, Metazoa, Arthropoda, Copepoda, Calanoida, Temoridae. The record is from RefSeq and is a predicted model, not a curated record.
AGCCAUUUAAACGUAUAUUUAUUUAAGUUUUGAAUUUUGUGUUCGAGUCUUUUAUUAUGUUUAUUCAUGGGUUGUCUAUUAUAAUGUUGUUUAAUUUUGAGCUUUUUGUUAAUUUACAAUUAUAUUAUAUAUCUGAUUUUGAAGUAAUUGCGAGAAUUGAUAAGAAAUAUUGAUAAUUGAUUUUAAAAUUGUUUAAAAUGGCGCUUUACGUGCCAGCCAAAAAUCUAAAAUUAAACUUUUAGUUGAGCUUUAUUGAAAAAUUAUCUUCGUCACACUAUUAAAAAAAUUACUUAUGCCAUAACAGUCUGAGCUUGCUUAGACUUCUAGUCAACUAUUUAAUUUUUAUCAAGUUUUUUUAUUUUAACACAUCUAUAAUCUUUUGUCUUCCGUUUUGAUUGCAUUUAGAUGAAAGCAAUCGUAUUAUUCUAUUAUAUUUUCCGUUGAUUUUUAUUAAAUAUUUAAGUUUUAUUGUAAUUUGAUUUUUCCCUAGCCCUUUAAUUAAUUUUUAUAACAUCACUGUUUUGUUAAUUCAGUUUCUUUUCAAGAAAAAUCUAAAUUCCUGUCUAUAAAUUGACUAAUUUUCUAGUUUUAAUUACACCAAAAGUUCUGCUUUUAUAAAAACUAAUAUUCCUAUUUCUAUUUGAUUCAUCUCACGCAUACACCGAGAAUUAUAAAAUGUACACUGUCUAAUGAAUUUUUUACUUCAGCGACAUUUUUACAGCAUAAUCAAUAAGCAGGGUAAACUGUACAGUGUACACUGUGCAGUAUAAUGUACUAUUCUCAUUGAAAUAGUUUUUAAGUUCUUGUGUACAGUUUUUUGAAAAAAUUAGCAAACAAAUUUAUAUAGAUUUUGUAAAUGUAUUACAACAUUUUGUAAAUGGAAGAAUGUUAUCUCCUGAAUCACUCGUUCCCGAUUUUGUUUUUAAAUAUUUUCAUCCUUUCCGACCAAGUUUUUUCAAGUGCACUCUUUCCAAAAAAAAAUUCCCUGAAUCCCGAGAUCUUAUAUUGUACAUUUUUAAUUAUUAGAUAACAGAGCCAAUUAUUAAACAUGAGAAAAUAUGUAGUUUCUUCUAACUCAUAUGUUUUUGACUGUAGCUUACUUUUCUUACAUGUCCUUUAAAGAUGAAAUUAUAUAUAAACCUACAAAUUGUAUAUCUCUACUUAACAAACCAUGUGGCAAUACUUUUCGUGGCAUUCCUAAUUUAUGAAUACCCCUAUUUAAACAUGUGAUUUUUGGUCACAAAAAUGUGAUAAUGUCUCAAAUGUGUGUUUCAGAUAAAAGUGACGGUGUUGGUUCUUUUGUGACCACCCGUUACAAAAACAAAAUGGCGGCUUCAGACAAGAUGGCGGCUUCUGAUCCCCUGGUUCUACUUGAUCAGCUGAUGAAGUCUGAUAGUCAGGAAUCCGUCAAAAUGAUUUGGGCUGAGAAACUGAUAGCAGAAUCAGUUAAACAGACAUUGAGCAAAGAAAAAUGUCUGGCUACGUUCAAUGAGCUCUCUGUACUGGUUCUAACAAGUGACAAGGAUUAUAUAAAGAAAGCGGCCCUUCAUGCGUUUCAGAAUUUGAUAACUACGGAAGGAAGCAUAUAUCUGGAGUUUCUGAAUACAGCCUACAUAGUCCAGCUCUUCUCUAAUCCUAUCUACACUAAUAAGAUAAACUUGAUUGGAUUGGUGAUGACAAUGCUGAGUAACUUCAGCAAACUGAACACAGAUAUAGAUAGGACAGAACAGAUAUAUAGAGUUAUCAGAGCACAGAUAUCAAUGUAUUUACGGGCGCAUGGCUCUGAUAUUUCAAUUGCUGCAGAUGUAAAAAAUUUAAGAAAUUUUGUUGUUUUUAGAGCACAGAUAUCAAUGUAUUUACGGGCGCAUGGCUCUGAUAUUUCAAUUGCUGCAGGUAUAGGAUAUCUGUAUACAAGCUACCCCCUGUGUAUACCUACUGGACUAGUAGAUCAGUGUCGGCUGAGUGUGAGUAUAGUAAACCUACUGGCUGGAUACAACAACCCUACUCCAAACAAGUUAAUUUCAUUCCGGAAGAAUAUAGAUGUAAUUUCUAAAAUGAUAACCGUGAUUUAUGAGAAAUCAGCAACCGAGAUGAGUGGGGGAAAUGAGCAGAUUUGGUUGGAGGUUCUCAAACAAACAUAUUCAUUUGUUUCUUCUUCAGGAGAAAAGGAGGAUAUGGAUGCAUUGUGUUUUCUCAUAGAAUCUGUUCCUACACCUUUAAUGAAUACUGCCACCAAGACUAUUCUUGAUGAAUCUGACAAUAUAUCUGGAGAAACUGGACUAGUACGAGCUUUGUCUCGACUAAUCAACUAUAUGUGUAUAUGGCCUUCACCUAGAAUAUCUAUCUGGGUUCAACAAAUACUUAGGGAUGUGAAGAAGGAUUCUAUCCUGUGCUCUGUAGGAGAAGAAACGAUCGUUAAACUCCUUCGAUCCCUUGAGACUCCGAUCCAUCGGGGACAGACAGGGGAUAUAUUCUUCACAUUGUUGUACGGAUACCAACAUUCUCCUACACUCUUUCAUAAGGUUGUAACCCAGAUCCCUGGUAUACUCAAUAAACUGUCUAUUACAAGAGAUAUCUCCGCUCGGGAUACAAGAGAUAAACUGGUUGAAGCUACAAAGUAA